Molecule: messenger RNA, 717 nt
Organism: Microthlaspi erraticum
Lineage: Eukaryota; Viridiplantae; Streptophyta; Magnoliopsida; Brassicales; Brassicaceae
Source: the annotation of a GenBank genome assembly
AUGGGAUCGAAAACUCCUUCCACAUCGACUGAUGAAGCGAAUACUACAACUACUGUAGAUGAUAGGUCUAAGAAAGGUAAAGUCCCCAAAAGGAUCAACAAGGCUGUUCGAGAGAGGCUCAAACGCGAGCAUUUGAAUGAGCUCUUCAUUGAAUUAGCCGAUACACUUGAACUGAAUCAGCAGAACAGUGGGAAAGCUUCAAUACUAUGUGAAGCUACUCGGUUCUUGAAAGACGUGUUUGGUCAGAUUGAGUCCCUUAGAAAAGAGCACACUUCUCUCCUCUCUGAAUCCAACUAUGUAACGACAGAGAAGAAUGAGCUAAAGGAAGAAACAUCAGUGCUCGAGACAGAGAUCUCGAAGCUACAAAGCGAGAUAGAAGCGAGAGCGAAUCAGUCUAAGCCCGACUUGAACACAUCCCCUGCACCAGAGUACCAUCAUCUUCACCAUCAUCAUCAACACUAUCAACAACAGCAUCAAGAACUUGCAUCUCAGUUUUCUUCAGGGCUUCCCAUAUUCCAAGCCCCCGGCUUUCAACAGUCUGCUGCUCCUGGUGGUGGUGCCACAGUUGUUGUCCUUCCGAUACAAUCUGAUCUCCAUACACAAGCGCCUUUGAUGUAUAACAGCUCAAAUGUGAGUAAGCCGUGUCCGAGAUAUGCUAGCGCCGGUGACUCGUGGCCUUCUCGGCUACUUGGAGAGCGGCUGAGAGCUACUGAAUGA